This is a messenger RNA of Diatraea saccharalis (sugarcane borer), 342 nucleotides long. The record is from the annotation of a GenBank genome assembly. NCBI's taxonomy places the organism in Eukaryota, Metazoa, Arthropoda, Insecta, Lepidoptera, Crambidae.
AUGGGCUGCGGAUCAUCGGGCAACGUGGUGCCUGCUCAUGAGGAGGCUGCCAACGGCCACAGUAAAGCUAAAAAUGGAGUCCAGAACUUACAUGCAAUCGCAUUCGAAAUCCCUUUGGAAGAAAUCGAUGGAAACCGACGGGAUACUAACACGCCGCCGCCACAUUUGCAGCGGUUGUUGCAGCCGUCACAAGCUGACAUCAGCUUACCGGAUAUUGAAGAAAAAUUGGCAGAAGCUGAGCAGCGACGACUUACUGAGCAUUCCGAGACGAACAAACAUCUCACGAACGCCGUGACAAUAUCACCAGAUCCGGGAGUAUACGAAGACAAAUAUAUUACCUAG